CAGGACCCAGUUUCUACUUUGGUGUGUGAAGGCUAAGCACCUAAAAUGGAACCUCGGAGUCCUUGGUUCUUGGUGAUUCUCCUUAUCUUAGGCCUGUGCACCGUGGCUGGAGGGGAAAAACCAUCUGCAUGCCAGUGUUCAAGGUUAAACCCAGAGAACAGGAAGAACUGUGGCUUUCCAGGAAUUUCUAGUGAGCAAUGCUUCGCUUCUGGAUGUUGUUUUGAUACUCAGGUCCCCGGAGUUCCUUGGUGUUUCACCCCUCUGCCAAAGGAAGGAUCUGAAGAGUGUGUCAUGGAAGUAAAGGCAAGAGUAAAUUGUGGGUAUCCAGCAAUUCCUUCAGAGAUAUGCAAAAAACGUGGAUGCUGCUUUGAUGACCAGAUCCCUGGAGUACCCUGGUGCUUCUAUCCUCUUCCUGUAAACGGGAAAGGAGUUUCUGUACUUUCAUGGUCUCAUGCCUUUCUCAGUGUGGGUACUCCUGCCAUAAAUGCAGAUUGCAAUCCUUCUCAUCUUUUGUGA
This is a messenger RNA of Dromiciops gliroides (monito del monte), 516 nucleotides long. It is a transcript of the gene TFF2, whose product is annotated as trefoil factor 2. NCBI's taxonomy places the organism in Eukaryota, Metazoa, Chordata, Mammalia, Microbiotheria, Microbiotheriidae. Gene Ontology annotation, biological process: maintenance of gastrointestinal epithelium; negative regulation of gastric acid secretion; chemokine-mediated signaling pathway. The transcript is spliced from 4 exons. The record is from RefSeq and is a predicted model, not a curated record. The coding region runs from base 46 to 516 and encodes 156 amino acids. Gene Ontology annotation, molecular function: CXCR4 chemokine receptor binding.